AUAAUUUGUUCGAUUCGCGUCUCUGGAACGCAGCUUAUCUUUUUUUUAUUAUAACAAUUUGAUUUAAACUUAUUGUUUGUUUGAUUCGCCGCACUUCAUAAUCACAUCAAUUCAAAAUCAUCACACUAACAUAGCUGCUGCUUGUAUGCUUACUUUUGUGACCGUGUGUAAACAUUCAACCGCAAUUAACUCACCAAUAUAUGAACAUAUUCUACACUUAAUAUCGAUACUUAAAAGCAUGUGUUUUGCGAAUAACUCUAUCGCAAAAAUUGUAAAGAGAUCGAAUAUAAAUAUUGGCAAUUCUUAUUGUUAUUAGACAAGUAUGGCAUGACAUCGGUCAGUCGUAAAAGUGAACACGUUCUGGUAUUACGACAGUGUUUGAACAAUAAACAAACGUUUUGUUAUUUACAUACAUAUAUACUUGUACAUACCAGACAAAUACAUAUAUACUUGUUGUUUUGAUUUAAAUUGUUAUUAUAUAUACUAAAUUGAAAAUUGAACACCUAAAUAUGUAUAUAAAUAUGUCUAAUAAAGUCAAUAUUUAUAUUGUUGUGUUUAUCUUGCGCUCAAUUGUGGGUGGACAAAGUAGCGCCGCCGACUGUAACAACUCCAGAGGUGAAUGUAAGGAGUUUCAAUAUUGCCCUUCUAUAUACAAACAAUCUACGAUCGACAUAAACUCCAUUCUUUUUUGUGAUAAAUUGAGGGGUAUCGUCUGCUGUCCACGAACGGAGUUUGGCUUUGAAUCACAAAGUGAGGGCACCGAGACAGAUACAUACGCUGAAAAGGCAUGUUCCGAGUACGCAAAAUUUGCGCCCAGUUCUUGUUCAGAAGCACUGAUCUACGGGGGUGUAAAAGCCAAGCCAAAGGAAUUCCCCUCGAUUGCACUGCUUGGAUCAAAGGAUAAUAAUACCGGACAGACAGAUUGGUACUGUGGUGGCACUUUGAUAAGCAGAAGAUUUGUCGUUACGGCAGCGCAUUGUUUCCGAAUUGCCAGUAGCAUAAAUAUCGUACGCUUAGGCGAAUUGGAUUACAGUACUACGAAAGAUGCUACACAAACACAAGAUUUCAAUGUACACAAUGCAGUUUUACACCCAAGCUACAAUUUGGAUCGUUACAAUGAUAUUGCACUGAUCGAACUGGAUCGUAAUGUAAUACUUAAUGAGUAUGUCAUUCCGGCCUGUUUGCCAUCAAAAAAUGCUGAGUAUAAAAGCUUCACAGCUGUUGGUUGGGGUAAAACCGAAAAGGGGAUCUCAUCACCACAUCUGCUCAAGGUGGAAUUGGAUUUGUUUACCGGUGACCAAUGUACUACAUCUGUACCGGUAGAAGAAAAUCUUGAAAUGGGUCUUAAAGAACGCACUCAAAUUUGUGCUGGCAGUCGACAGCAUGGCUUUGACACAUGUAACGGCGACUCUGGUGGGCCGCUUUAUGUACCGCAUACAACUUAUCCUUGCAUGUUGCAAGUUGCCGCCAUUACUUCUUUUGGUUAUGUGCAAUGUGGCACUGCUGGCAUCCCUAGUAUCAAUACAAAAGUAAACUUGUAUUUAGACUGGAUUGAGAAUGUGGUAUGGAAUGUGAGCCCCUUGUAAAAAUAAAAUUAUAAACUAGAAUUUUGAAAAAGAUUAAA
Messenger RNA from Bactrocera oleae (olive fruit fly), 1624 nucleotides. Its product is annotated as trypsin-1. Gene Ontology annotation, biological process: proteolysis. Gene Ontology annotation, molecular function: serine-type endopeptidase activity. The record is from RefSeq and is a predicted model, not a curated record. Lineage: Eukaryota; Metazoa; Arthropoda; Insecta; Diptera; Tephritidae.